Molecule: messenger RNA, 2454 nt
Organism: Vicia faba (fava bean)
Lineage: Eukaryota; Viridiplantae; Streptophyta; Magnoliopsida; Fabales; Fabaceae
Source: the annotation of a GenBank genome assembly
AUGGAAAACUUCAAAGUGUUAGUUUAUUGUUUUCUUCUCUUCCACUUCAUACCAACCUUCAAUACCUUGGAAACCAUUCUUCCAGGACAUUCAAUCAAAGGUAAUGAGACUCUAAUCUCAACAAAUGGAACCUUUGAAGCAGGUUUCUUCAAUUUUGAUAAUUCAAAUAACCAAUAUUUUGGUAUAUGGUACAAGGAGAUUUCACCAAGAACUGUUGUGUGGAUAGCAAAUAGAGAUUCUGCAGUAGAAAACUCAUCAGGAGUUUUGAAUCUUACUGAUAAAGGAACUCUUGUUAUCGUUGAUUCCCAAGGUGUUAUGAAAUGGUCCUCUAAUACAUCAACAACAGCUGCAAAACCAAUUCUGCAACUCUUGGAAAAUGGAAACCUUGUUGUGAAAAAUGAAACCAACCCAGAUAGUAUUUUGUGGCAAAGUUUUGAUUUUCCUGGUGACACUUUACUCCCUGGUAUGAGAAUUCGAAGCAGUUUGGUAAAUGGCGAUUAUAAAGGUUUGGUUUCAUGGAGAGACUCGCAAGAUCCUUCAACUGGUUUGUAUUCAUAUCAUAUAGAUACUAAUGGUUUUCCUCAAGUAGUGACUACUAAAGGUAACACAUUAUUUGUUCGAGUUGGUUCAUGGAACGGAAAUAGUUUAUCAGGAGCUACUUCGGUGGAUCUUUACAAAUCCUUUAAUAUCACUUUUGUUAUUACUGAGAAGGAAGUUUCUUAUGGAUAUGAACUUCUGGACAACUCAACUGUUUCAUGGUACAAGAUCAAUUCUUUGGGGCAAAUAACACGUUUUUCACUGUCUGAUGAUAGAAAAACUUGGCAAAUUUUCUUCGUUGGCCCAGCGGAUCGGUGUGACAAUUAUGGUUUCUGUGGUGCGAAUUCUAAGUGCGAUCCUGAUAAAUCACCUGUGUGUGAAUGUCUUGAUGGUUUCAUUCCGAAAUCUAAAGAAAAAUGGAGUUCACAAAAUUGGACCGAUGGUUGUGUUAGGAGAGUGAAGUUAGAUUGUGAUGAUAAUAAUAGUGAUGGCUUUUUGAAUCAAGUCGGGAUGAAGCUGCCAGAUACAUCAAAAUCUUGGUUUAACAAGAGCAUAAACCUUGAAGAAUGUGAGAGAUUCUGUUUAAGAAACUGUUCUUGCACAGGAUAUGCAAAUUUAGAUAUCAGAGAUGGUGGAAGUGGUUGCUUGAUUUGGUUUAAUGACAUUUUGGAUGUCAAAAAACUAAGCAAUGGAGGACAAGAUUUUUACAUGAGAGUUGCAGCUUCAGAACUAGACCAUAACACAGGCUUGAACAAGAAAAAGCUUGCAGGAAUUUUAGUAGGCUGUAUAAUGUUUAUUGUAAUCAUGAUAAUACUUGGAAUCGUCAUACAUCGAGUUCGGAGGAAGAAACUAGAGAAGUCAGGGAUGAAUCAAGUAGUUAGCUUGAAGAAUCAAAUUGACAAAAAAGAGAAUGAAGACAUUGACAUACCAAUAUAUGAUUUAUCAACAAUAGUUAAUGCAACCAAUAACUUCUCCAUUGAUAACAAAUUGGGGCAGGGAGGUUUUGGACCAGUUUACAAGGGUAAAUUGGAAAAUGGACAAGAUAUAGCUGUGAAGAGACUUAGCAAUACUUCAGAACAAGGACCAAAGGAGUUCAUAAAUGAAGUUAAGCUAAUUGCCAAUCUUCAGCAUAGAAAUCUUGUGAAGCUGCUUGGCUGUUGCAUUCAAAAUCAUGAGAAACUCUUGAUCUAUGAAUUCAUGAUCAACAGAAGCUUGGACUACUUCAUUUUCGACCAAACUAGAAAAAGUUUACUGCAUUGGACUCGACGUUUUCAAAUUAUCCGUGGGAUUGCUCGAGGACUCGUUUAUCUUCAUGAAGAUUCUAGGCUAAGGAUUAUCCACCGAGAUCUCAAGACAAGCAAUAUUCUUCUUGACGAAAAUAUGAAUCCUAAAAUAUCAGAUUUUGGUCUUGCUAGAACAUUAUGGGGAGACGAAGCGAAAGGCGAAACAAGAAGAGUAGUAGGAACUCAUGGUUACAUAUCUCCAGAGUAUGCAACACGCGGAUUUUUUUCAGUGAAGUCUGAUGUCUUCAGUUUUGGUGUUAUCAUACUAGAGACAAUCAGUGGAAAAAAGAAUAGAGAAUAUAGUGGCUAUCAUGAUCUCGAUCUUCUUGGACAUGCAUGGAGAAUGUGGUGUGAAAAAACGCCGUUGGAACUGAUAGAUAAACCUCUAACCGAUUCGAUUGUUGUAGCAGAACCAGAAAUAUUGAGAUGUGUUCAGAUAGGGCUAUUAUGUGUUCAAGAGAGAGCUGAUGAUAGGCCAACAAUGUCAGCUGCAAUUCUAAUGCUGAAUGGUGAGAAAACAUUGCCUGAGCCAAAGGAACCGGCCUUUUAUCCACACCAAUCUGGUUCUUCAUCAGGAACUGCUGUGCUGCAUUCAAAAAAUGAAGUUUCCAUAACAUUGUUACAAGCAAGAUAG